GGCAAAGAGUAGGCAGCUGCAGCAUCUUACCGUAGGGUGUAGUAUCUUUGGCUGUACCUAUCAGAAGAGGAAGAAAAAGCGGCGAUCUGAAAAACCAAAGCACCAGGACAACAACAAAUUAUUUGUUGACGACCAGUCAGUAUGGAGAUGUCAGACUCAGAUGAUGAUGAUCUAGAAGAUGCUCCAGCUUUCAUAAAGAACGCCUCUCCUUCAAAGACUGUACCCCAAAGCUCGUCAAGCUCUCCAGAAAAGGAACCUUCCACAUCUUCAUCACAUUCUGGACCUAACAAAUUGGAUUUGCUGUUAUCUGAGCAAAGGAAAGAGAAUGCAGAGGAGGAAUAUUUGAGAAAAACCAAACUAGAAUUGCUUAAAAACAUUUCAGAAGGGUCACAAGAAGGGAGUGGUCAUAAUGAUGUGACGUGUGACAGUCUGGCUGAGGAACAUGCAAGCCACAUUGAACAGCUGGAGCUGAAGACCAGUGAGCUCCUCCAUGUCCAGCCGGGUGUGCUCUUGUUCCAUCCGGACAAAUACUGCUGUGAAUUUGAUGAGUCCAUCACUCCAUCCCAGUGUGGCUUCAUUUCCUCAGGGUCAUCAGUGGACUCUUUAUUAGCAUCACUCACUUCUGAGAGGCUCUGCACAGUACUACUGUCAAAAGUUUUGGUAACAUGCUUUAACAGAGUGUCCCAUUCCAAUGUUGUCAUGCAGUGGCUGUUUCUUCUCAUGUCUGUGCAUAGAUCACCAGUGGUCAAGCAGUUCUGCUGUAAUAACCUGAUGGACAUACUGCAGCAAACAAAAAACCAGCCGAUGUCACCACAAGGCGUUUUGGUGCAGACUUGGUGCCCUACAGUUCUACUGCUUUUAAAGUUGUUAGUCAAUCUUGGAGCUGAUGCUAAUACUUUGCUGGGACAUCAAACACUGUACUCUGCUGCUGAAGUCAGUCAGACUUUGAUUUCAGAAAAAUCGGAUGUUAAAGGCGAACAUAUACAGCAAAGUGGAUCCUUCUGCCCAGAGAAUUUGGGUCUUGUGCUGAAUGUGUUAGCUGUCAGUCUUCAGUCCAGACCCAGUCUUUCAAAAGAAGAACUUCAUAUAAUGUUUUACAUGGUGGCCAAGACUUCGUUGGAUCCUGCUUUACAAAAUUGUUUGCAGCGUGAGCUACAAGUCUGUUUUAGUUCCAUUCUAGAGUGCUUCAGUGAUGCUGACUGGCCUUCUGUUAUACCAGAGUUGUGCAGAAAUUUGUCCAGCAUAAGCAGCCACCACCAUGACCAGGCCUACCUGGUAGAACUGCUCACCUCUGGCCUGAGGGGCGAAGAGCUCCAGACCAGGCUGGCCUAUGUGUUCCUGUGCCUCCAACUGGCUCCAGAUGAUGGAGAUAUGCCUCCUUCAGAGCUGCCAAAGGUUAAGCUGACAGAUAUUGCGUGGCUUGGCCGGACUCCAGACUUGAAGCAGCCAUCCACUCUGACCACAUCAAUCUUGCAGCUGGUCAAUGAUGACCUGUACAGAGUGUCCUCUCUGUUGCGCUUGCUUGAUCUCUGUGUGGGAAAUGAAAGGAACAGGGCAGCCAAGCCUAAGGAGGAGUUACAGUAUCUGUUGGGCCAAGUAAAACUCAUUAUUAAAGGCAUCAGAGACAACAUACUUCAGCAGGAUCUUUCCAAGAUCAAAGAUAUUUUGUCACGUAUGAAAGUGAAAUGGUCCUUGACUCUCCAUAACCAGAGAAGUGUUCAAAGGAGUGUUUUUGCUUGGGCCACAGCCACCACCCACCAGCCUGUAUUGGAGGAACGGCUGAGGAAUCGUAUUGUGUCAACUGAGAUAGAUGAAGAUGUGGAUGAAUUGUAACUGUGUAUGUAAUGUUAACACAUUACACCCUAAUUCGCCCGGGAUUGCCCGGGAAUUCCCUUAAGCGCUCCACCCUGACUCUCCCGGGACCGCCCGCACCGACCCAGCGUCUUUAGAAACGAAAUCUCACCUUGGCGAGACACUGGGACCGAGAUUUUGAUUUGCAUAGUUAUUGCAAAAAGUUUCUUCUUUCGUUUGAUACCAAAACGAAAUUUUUCGGGGCAG
Molecule: messenger RNA, 2058 nt
Organism: Aplysia californica (California sea hare)
Lineage: Eukaryota; Metazoa; Mollusca; Gastropoda; Aplysiida; Aplysiidae
Product: SMC5-SMC6 complex localization factor protein 2
Source: RefSeq, a predicted model, not a curated record